ACAAACAGCAGUACACAUGAAGUACUGGUGUGUAACAGGAAACGUCAUGUUGAUGAUUCCUUCCAUGUUUUGUUGAUUUUCCUCUUUAAAAAAACGUUUAAAAAGUUGAAUUCAUAAUAAAACACCCCUCUGACGUCAGGAGUUUUACUGCUAUUUGACCUGUAUGACCUCUAUGUUAACUGGAGUUAAUUGUAAGUUGACUAGAAUAAAACAUAUGAAACAUGUUUUCACCAUGUUUUAGCAUAUUUCAAUUACAUCACACUCCAGGUGUAAUUUAAUAGCAGCCCUAUUAAUUAGCAUUUGUUAGAUGAGAUAUAUGCAUUUGAGUUUAGCUGUUUGGUCAUGCUGGCUCGCCGUAGUCUAGUUUCCAUGGUGACCAAACCAAACAAAAACGUUCACCGCUCAUUUCUUUCGCUGUUUAUUUGUAGUUAAUAUCCCGUAUAAUUAUUUCCAGUCAUGUCUGCCCAGCCAGAGGAGGAGUUGGAUCAGUUCUUCACCGUGUUUGACGGCUCCUCUCCGGAGGACGUGUCCCACGCCCGGCAGCUGUGGAGCUCCUUGUCCCUGCUGCCGCCGCAGGAGUCCCGGCUGGUGUCGGCGGAUAUCCACCAGCGGCUCCCGGUGUCCCGACCGCAGCCGAGCAGCAACGGCCCCAAUACCUCCGCCCCGCAGCCGCCGAGCGCCCCCGCUGCCCGGCAGAGACAAGAGGAGAGGAGGCGGUAUCUGUCCAUGGCCGACCAGAGGAGGGAGAUCCUGGCUCUGCUGAAGAGGCAGAGGGAGCAGCGGAUCCAGAAGGAGCUGCUGUCGGUGGCCUUUAAACCGAAGAUGAAGAUCAGCAGAGAACUGAAAACACAAAAAACAUCAGACUUUGAGACGGACAGAGAGCUGGUCAGACAGCUGCACUAGACUAAUAAACCUUUCACAGGUUUAUGGUACAUAUGUAGAACCAAAUUCAUGUUGAGCAUGUCAUGGAGACUGGUUCAGUUUAUUCAUAAUAUUAUAAUAUAUUUAUAAAAUACAACACAUCAGACUUUGUCAAGCAGAACAAUAAAGUCCAUCAGUUAUUUCCA
Thunnus maccoyii (southern bluefin tuna) is the source of this 1067-nucleotide messenger RNA. RefSeq names its product HOATZ cilia and flagella associated protein (gene hoatz). Gene Ontology annotation, biological process: cilium assembly. The record is from RefSeq and is a predicted model, not a curated record. The transcript has a single exon. NCBI's taxonomy places the organism in Eukaryota, Metazoa, Chordata, Actinopteri, Scombriformes, Scombridae. Bases 457 to 903 code for a protein of 148 amino acids.